Vavraia culicis subsp. floridensis is the source of this 444-nucleotide messenger RNA. RefSeq lists its product as uncharacterized. The coding region runs from base 1 to 444 and encodes 147 amino acids. Lineage: Eukaryota; Fungi; Microsporidia; Pleistophoridae. The record is from RefSeq and is a predicted model, not a curated record. The transcript has a single exon.
AUGUCGAUUGUAGAUGUAGCUCACGAUGCCCGCUUCGAGAGACCAAAUUUGCAAAUAUGUAAAUACAAGGAAUUCCUCGUAUUUAAUCCAUUCAGCAGAAAUGGCGCAUCGGUUUCCACUAUGUUGACCGUUCAAGUCUCUUACCGAUCGGAGCACCCUGGUACUCCAAGCAUUGUGUGUCUUAACAUCACAAUGAGCUGUUCAUGGCGCCAACAACCAAUGAUCGCGCAGCAACAAAAAUUGUACUUUUCAAUCUGUCGUUGCUGCUGCCUGCGAUCUUUGACUAGCUAUUUCUGCACGAACGCGAUAACCAAACAGACAGUGUUUGCUGAAACACAGGCGAUACAUCGAUUCUACGCAGCUAUAUGCUCUGAACCGGCUACUUUGUGUGCUUGGAUAGCAUAUCGUGCUCUACUUUUGACAGCUAAAAGCUUUUAUCAGUGA